AUGGGUCCGUUUGCUAAAAAAAUUAAAAAACAUAUUUUUGGUCUUACAAAGUCCAAAACUGAGUUUUGGGAGAAGCUUGAAAAUAAAGCUGUUUCUAUAGACAAAAGCCCUAUUUCUCAACGCAAUCCUAAACAGGCUCAGAAUCUUGUUAGCACAAGUGAUAAAACGGCAACCAGUGAUAGCACUGGUGAUAAAACGACAACCAGUGAUAGUACAGGUGACAAAAUGGCAACCAGUGAUAACACGGGUGAUAAAAUGACAACCAGUGAUAGCACGGGUGAUAAAACUGCAACCAGUGAUCGCACGGGUGAUAAAACAACAGCCAGUUAUCGCACGGGUGAUAAAACGGCAACCAAUGGGAAGCCCAUUCGAUGCAAAGCUGCGGUUGGUCGGGCACCAGGUGAGCCUCUAGUGAUUGAGGAGAUCAUGGUGGCGCCGCCGAUGCCUCGAGAGGUUCGAAUUCGAAUCAUAUGCAGCUCUCUUUGUCACACCGAUGUUAGUAUAUGGAAAUUGAAGGUUGAUCCUCCUGGAAUUUUUCCAAGAAUUUUUGGUCAUGAAGCUAUCGGAGUUGUGGAAAGCGUAGGGGAGGAUGUAGAUGAAGUGACUGAAGGAGAUACAGUGAUCCCUACAUUCGUCUCAGAUUGUGGAGAAUGUGAAAACUGCAGAUCAAAGAAGAGCAAUCUGUGUUCAAAACUCCCUUUCACUGUAUCUCAAUGGAUGCCUAGAUAUGAGACCAGCAGAUUCACUGACCUCAAUGGAGAGGUUAUAUACCACUUUAUGUUUGUGUCCAGCUUUAGUGAGUAUACAGUGGUAGACGUUGCCCAUGUGACCAAAUUUGAUCCCUCAAUUCCUCCAAAUAGGGCAUGCCUCUUCAGCUGCGGAGUAUCAACAGGGGUUGGCGCUGCUUGGAAAACAGCAAAUGUGGAGGCAGGAUCAACUGUUGCUAUAUUUGGGCUGGGGUCUAUUGGAUUAGCUGUUUCCGAGGGAGCUAGACUAUGUGGAGCUACUACAAUAAUUGGUGUGGAUCUUAACCCUGACAAAUAUGAAAUCGGGAAAAAAUUUGGAGUGACAGACUUUGUCAAUGCUGGAAAUUGUGGAGAUAAAUCUGUGAGCCAGGUUAUCAAUGAGAUGACAAAUGGGGGUGCAGACUAUUGCUUUGAAUGCAUUGGAUCGGCAUCCUUGGUGCAUGAAGCAUAUGCUUGCUGCCGAAAUUGUUGGGGCAAAACUGUUAUGGUAGGAGUGGCCAGGCCAGGGUCAGAAUUGGGCCUUAGCUUUCACGAUGUUCUUAACGCCGGGGGGAAAAGCAUCAUGGGAUCCAUAUUUGGAGGACUCAAACCUAAAUCUGAUAUUCCUAUUCUCCUUAAACGUUACCUGGACAAGGAGCUGCAGUUGGAUGGAUUUGUCACACAUGAAAUUCAGUUCGAAGACAUCAACAAAGCUUUUGAUUUACUCAUAGAAGGACAGAGUCUUCGAUGUGUGAUUUGGAUGGACAAAUGACCGAAUGUGUGAGCUCUUACUAUCAGAUUGGCUAAACUUCACAGCAAUUGCUUUUAUUUAUUAUUAUUUUAUUUUGAUGAUGACCCAUCCUUGUUGGAUAAACUCCGAAUACACAAUUCCGUCUGCAAUACCCGUGUAUCGGUUGAGUGAUGACUCAAACAACCGAUCUCGUAAUAUUAACCAAACGAGUCGACCAUUCGAGCUAACCCUCGUGGGAAACUGUUUUUAUGUUAGCGUGUGGCUAUUCAAGUUUUAAGUGCACCAUAUGUAAAUAAAGUCUGUACGUUCCCUAAUUAACCAUAUGUAAAUCGUGGACAGCUCUUAUUAUUUUUGUGUU
Alnus glutinosa is the source of this 1834-nucleotide messenger RNA. Its product is annotated as alcohol dehydrogenase-like 7. Gene Ontology annotation, biological process: formaldehyde catabolic process. The record is from RefSeq and is a predicted model, not a curated record. The transcript is spliced from 10 exons. Lineage: Eukaryota; Viridiplantae; Streptophyta; Magnoliopsida; Fagales; Betulaceae. Bases 1 to 1497 code for a protein of 498 amino acids. Gene Ontology annotation, molecular function: S-(hydroxymethyl)glutathione dehydrogenase [NAD(P)+] activity; zinc ion binding. Gene Ontology annotation, cellular component: cytosol.